This is a messenger RNA of Eutrema salsugineum, 2066 nucleotides long. RefSeq names its product glucose-6-phosphate 1-dehydrogenase, cytoplasmic. The transcript is spliced from 16 exons. Gene Ontology annotation, cellular component: cytosol. Lineage: Eukaryota; Viridiplantae; Streptophyta; Magnoliopsida; Brassicales; Brassicaceae. Gene Ontology annotation, molecular function: glucose-6-phosphate dehydrogenase activity; NADP binding. Gene Ontology annotation, biological process: glucose metabolic process; pentose-phosphate shunt, oxidative branch. The record is from RefSeq and is a predicted model, not a curated record. Bases 217 to 1767 code for a protein of 516 amino acids.
UACCCUUUUCAUUUAAUUAAUUAUAGAAUGAUUCCCUCACUGGUUUUUACGUAAUUUAUUAUUAGUAAUCUCAGUUUUCUAAUUAUCUACAGAGCGUUCGAGCUAUACUGUCUCUCUACCAUUACACACAACAAUUCUCCAAACACCUGAAUUUUGAUUUGCCUUCGUCUUCUCUCGCCGGCAGCUAAACGUAUAUUAGGUUAAGGCUUGUGAAAGAUGGCUUCUUGCCAAUGGCACGUUGAGAAGAGGUCUAGUUUGAGGAAUGAUUCGUUUGUAAAAGACGACGUUCCUGUUUCUGAAACUGGGAGCCUCUCGAUCAUCGUGCUCGGUGCCUCUGGUGAUCUUGCCAAGAAGAAGACUUUUCCUGCACUUUUCCAUCUCUAUCACCAGGGGUUUCUUGAUCAGAAUGAAGUCCACAUAUUUGGAUAUGCGAGGUCUAAGAUUUCUGAUAAGGAGCUGAGAGAUAAGAUUCGUGGAUAUCUCAUUGAUGAGAGGAAAGCAUACGACAAGGUAGAAGCUUUGUCAAAGUUUCUACAGCUGAUUAAGUAUGUGAGUGGCCCUUAUGAUUCUGAGGAGGGGUUCAAAAGAUUAGAUAAGGCAAUUUCGGAGCACGAAAUCUCGAAAAAGAGUUCUGAAGGAUCUUCCAGGAGAUUGUUUUAUCUUGCACUCCCACCGUCUGUAUACCCACCUGUAUGCAAGAUGAUCAAGUCAUGGUGCACUAACAAAUCUGAUCUUGGUGGAUGGACUCGGAUCGUUGUUGAGAAGCCAUUUGGAAAAGACCUGGAAUCUGGAGAGCAACUGAGUUCCCAGAUUGGAAAGCUGUUUGAUGAACCGCAGAUUUAUCGUAUUGAUCACUAUCUGGGAAAGGAACUAGUCCAAAACAUGUUGGUCCUUCGGUUUGCCAAUCGCUUCUUUUUGCCACUAUGGAAUCGUGACAAUAUCGCCAACGUGCAGAUCGUAUUCAGGGAAGAUUUUGGAACCGAAGGCCGCGGGGGAUAUUUUGAUGAAUAUGGAAUCAUUCGUGAUAUUAUUCAAAACCAUUUGCUCCAGGUUCUUUGCCUUGUCGCGAUGGAGAAACCAAUCUCUCUUAAACCCGAGCACAUCCGGGAUGAGAAAGUGAAGGUUCUUCAAUCGGUGAUUCCUAUAAAAGAUGAAGAGGUGGUUCUUGGACAAUACGAAGGGUAUAAAGAUGAUCCAACUGUUCCAAAUGACUCAAACACUCCAACCUUUGCAACUACUGUUCUUCGCAUAGACAAUGAAAGAUGGGAAGGUGUUCCGUUUAUACUGAAGGCCGGAAAGGCAAUGAGUUCAAAGAAGGCAGAUAUUCGCAUUCAGUUCAAGGAUGUUCCUGGUGAUAUAUUCAAAUGUCAAAAGCAAGGGAGGAACGAGUUUGUUAUACGCUUGCAACCUUCAGAGGCCAUGUACAUGAAGCUAACUGUGAAGCAACCGGGUCUGGAGAUGCAAACCGUGCAGAGUGAACUAGACCUAUCGUACAAGCAACGUUACCAAGGUGUCUCGAUUCCAGAGGCUUACGAGCGCCUAAUUCUUGACACAAUCAAAGGCGACCAACAACACUUUGUCCGCAGAGACGAAUUGAAGGCAGCUUGGGAAAUCUUCACUCCGCUACUUCACAGGAUCGAAAAGGGAGAAUUGAAAUCGAUCCCAUACAAGGCAGGAAGCCGAGGCCCAAUCGAAGCAGAUGAGCUACUAAAGAAAGCUGGUUAUAUUCAGACCCAUGGCUACAUUUGGAUCCCUCCUACAUUGUAAAAUGCUAUGAAUUUGGAGAUAUUAUGGAGAUGAUGAUGAGUACACACACAAUAAGAGCUUUUCCUUGCUGAAUAAAAAUCUCUUCAUGAGUUUGUAAGUGAAUCUUAUUAUGUAUACUAGUGAUCUUGACUAUGAUAUUAUUUUCCUCUUGUGUUUUUGGUUGUAAUUUUUUUUUUUUGGGUCACAAAAUGUUUUUGGUUGUAUAAUCUUUGGCUUCUUCACCAUAUUGCAAGGCGCCUAUGUAGAAAAACUAAUUAAGUUGAGAGGUAUCUUUUUAUAGAACCUCAAGAUUUUUCAUA